GAAGCUGUUCUAGGUGCCUUCGUGGCCACCAAGCUGGAGGCGGUCCACUGGGGUGAGGACAUUGUCAACUCGCUCGUUCUUAGCGCAGAGCGCAAAGACUUUAUCCGCGACCUGGUGCGCCACCACGGCAGAGCGGGCAGCAGCCGCUUCGACGACUUCGUCCGCGACAAGGGCAAGGGCCUCGUCGGGCUGCUCUCUGGCCCGCCCGGGGCCGGCAAAACGCUCACGGCCGAGGCAGUCGCCGAGAUUGCGCACCGGCCGCUGUGCAUGAUCAGCCCGAGCGAGCUGGGCGACAGCGCGACCUCGGUGCAAACGCAGCUGGUCAGGUUCCUGGAGCUCGCCGAAACGUGGAACGCUGUGGUGCUGCUCGACAAGGCCGACGUGUUUCUGGCCGAGCGUGGCGACGACAACCUGGCCCAAAACGCCAUCACGUCCAUCUUUCUCCGCCACCUUGAAUACUACCAGUGCAUCCUGCUGCUGACGACCAACAGGCUCGACAGCUUCAACGAGGCGUUCCAGAGCCGUGUUCACUUUUGUUUCGAAUACGGGGCCCUCGACGCGUCUGCGCGCAAGGCCAUUUGGACGGCCUUCCUGAACAAAAUAAAGCAAGAUACUGACGUCCAGGUGGCGGCGGGGGAGGAAGAGAUUGAGAAGCUGGCGCAGCGGGAACUGAAUGGGCGGCAGAUCAAGAACGUUGUUCACCUGUCACAGGCAGUAGCCGCGCAACGCCAGACGGCGAUUACUCUCGACAGCAUGUUGCUUGCGGUUGACUUUGCGGGG
Parathielavia appendiculata is the source of this 780-nucleotide messenger RNA. RefSeq names its product P-loop containing nucleoside triphosphate hydrolase protein. The record is from RefSeq and is a predicted model, not a curated record. NCBI's taxonomy places the organism in Eukaryota, Fungi, Ascomycota, Sordariomycetes, Sordariales, Chaetomiaceae. Gene Ontology annotation, molecular function: ATP hydrolysis activity; ATP binding. The annotation marks the transcript as partial. The transcript has a single exon.